CAUCUAUUAUGCCAAUCCAUCUAACGACGCCGUAGUAAUGUUGAUCAACAUCUGUAGCUACUUCCACCAGUGACCCCACGCCGAUAUCUUCUUGUAAGUCAAUAGGAGAUCUGGACACUGGAGCUGAACGCGGCGAGCCUGGUGGCGGCUGGUCGUAUAGCUCUUCGGGUAACUCUCCACUACAAACAUCUGUAUCACAAAAACAACACUAAACAAGUAUAGAACACCCCAAUAAAGCACUAUUUAACUGCAAUCAAACAUACUUUGUUGCAACUGCAAAACGCAAAGAGGUAUAUCAUCAAAAUUAACAUCCACCAGGUAGCCACACGACAUUAUUGAAGUUCUCUUUAUUUGAACCAGCCGGUCGGUCACCCGCCGCGCUAUUUACUACUGUCUAUAUUUAGAAACUUUGGGAAAUCUAUAAUCGGCGGACUAUACACGCAUGUUAACCAAUGGACGUAGUGGGUUAUUUUAAAUUAAAAACCUAGUGCAUAAAGGAAGACAGUCUGUAAUCAAGUACCUAAAGUGGACAGAAAUGGUAAAUAAUCGUUUAUCACUUUCAAGAUUUGUUUUUAAUUGACUAUGUUGUGUGAUAUGUGCUGGGUAGUGUAUCCCUACAACGUAGUAUUACCCGUAUUCAAAAUUAUACAUUUUCAAACUAAAAACAUAGACGUAAGUCUAGAGAUGGAUACAGAUGUGUUGUCUUAACUUAUGUCUGUGUAAGUUUUUACAAACUUUAAGUCGGGAAGACAGUGCUAAGCUGUCUGGUCAAGGGAUAUCCAGAAGUCGUAACUUUCCUAACUUAUCCAAAGCAAUGAACAUUAUAAAUAGUCUACUAACCAAUCAAUAUACCGGUCUCAACUUUCUUGGUUUCCUGAACCAUUUUGUUUUUGUUGCUCAAAUCUUCAGGAACUGUGGGUAAGAUUCUGCCAGAAUUUGUUUGUUUGUGUCGUCUUCGUUCAGGGGCUAGGUGAGCCAAAAGGUUUACAGAUUUGACACGCUCAUGUUGCGAAGAACGCUGCAUAGUGCGAACCAAACUGCGGGGCACUGAUCCAUAAUCUGGACACUCAGGCUCACGGGGUGCUGGUGGCCAGUUGCCUCCAAUAAGAUUGAAAAGAUCUAUCUAAAAUGGAAAAUGAGUUAAGUUUUAAUUUCUUGUUUAUUUCCAAUUGAUUUACAAAUGACGUGAGCAGAGAUGCGAAACGAUUUUUAUUAUAAGUACACAUACAAAUUUAAAAUGCAAAUGCAUUGUUAUUUUUAUAAAUUUCUAAUAUAAAUACAAAAUGGUUUCGAAUUAAAACUUUGCAACAACAACAACCUUUUUCGUAUAUAACUCCUUAAUUUGGAACCCCUUCCUAGAAAUAUUGUUAAAAUACUCUCAAGGUCGAAAACUCCCUCUGUUUUCUACUACUACUACUACUAGCUAGUGUAUGUAUAAUCAAAUUGCAUAAGUAUAGCUUUUUAUUUCUUUCUCUUUAGGUACAGUUAAUUGAAGUCUUAUCAUUUUUUUAUACAUAUCUCUUUAAUUAUUUUCAACAGUUCAAAGAGUAAUAAAAAAAACCAAGGGGUUUUCGCACUUCGCACAUUUAGGUCAGGGGCCACGGUCAACUAAACAUUGGGCACUGUAUAUAUUGUUGCGUGAGCCUUCAGAUCUCGUUACGGGGUGUACUAUAUGUAGCGAAAAUAUGAAAAGCCUUUUCAUAUUUUCGCCGAUUUUCGUAUAACCAACAUUGAGUAGCGCCUUCUGUUGUCCAGGAUGGUCUUGCUCCGUUUUAGUCAUGUCUAUAUCGUUUUAAGUGUACGCACUCCCUAAUUAACGAAACUACUAUAAAUGAAUAAAAAUAAGUUUAGAAUGUGUUCAUCAUGGCCUUCAAUUUGAUGUCCAUAUUCUGCCUCCUCCAUCUCAUUUUUUUAACUUUUCGUAUUCUGUGGCUCUUACGUAUUGUCUCUUUUUCUUAUACAUCUUAAUCUUUUUAGUAAUUAGGAAGUUAUGGUGGAAUCAAUGCACAUACGAACAUUCAAGUGAGCUCUGAAAACAUUACCCUCCUUUUUCAGCAUGUAAAUGUGUGCAAUAGACAGUGAACAGUUUGACUUGAAAUACAUAUGCUAAUUGUUGUUGGCAAUAUUAAACAUGGGAUAGGCGUGUGAUUACGCAAAAAAAGAAAUUUAUGAAUUGAAGUUCAUAAUGAAACCAUUUUGUAUUAACUAAAUACAAAAUAUUUAAAAUAUAAACACUGGAAAUAAAAUAUAAAUAAUUGUGAAAAAAUAUAUUUUACAAAAUAAUUAUAUAAAGAGAAGAGAUAUUUAUAUUUGCAUUUCAAAUUUAUGUAUUUCAAAUGAACCCAUCUCUGGAACAUUAAUUAUGAAAGAAUAAACAAUUAUUCUUUCAUAAUUAAUGUUUUAAGAUAUUUAAUAUAUAAAAGUUAACAAAAUUGGCAAUUGGUUAAUACAGAUGAAGAAAUAGAGGUGUAUGGAUGGAUUGUAGCAAGUGUGCAUAGGUGUUAUCAUAAAUAAGAGCUAAUCCAAAGAUUAAGGGUGCUGAGCCCUGUUAUUCCACUAUCCACCACCCCCCUAAGAACAUCCAAGUAGUCCAUCCAUAUUUAUGUGAUUUAUUAAUUAUUAGUACAAAUAUUCAUCUGGACUAAUGCCCCUAAACACUACAACCGUGGAUCCAACACUGACCAUGUUGUAAUUUUUAUGUGUGUACAUACUAAGAAUAUAUAUUAAUUUAAAUAUAAUGUCAGUGCAUAUUUAUUUUUAAGCAUGAGACUGUUCAAUUUUUAUAUACAUCUAGUAACUUUUUCUUUGGGUAUUAUUAUAUAUUUACUAGCUGUCCCAGCGAACUUCGUCCCGCCAUAAAAAAAUAGGUGUUGGUGGUAGAAAGUUGAACAUUUAGGGAAGUAUGUAUUUUUGUAUGAUGUAUCAUAAAAAUAGUAAAAAAAAAAUUUUUUUUCUUAAAUAAAAAAAAUUAAAAAAAAAACCUUAACAUUUAGGGGGAUGAAAAAAAAGAUUACAUCCGAUUCUCAGACCUACUGAAUAUGCAUAUAAAAUUUCACGAAAAUCGGUCGAGCCGUUUCGGAGGAGUUUAACCACAAACACCGUGACACGAGAAUUUUAUAUAUUAGAUUUGCAAAAAAUAUAUAUCUAAUUUAGGUUAGGUAAAACAUAAGCUUCUAUAGUUUUAGACUAUUGAUAUUGGUAUGGUGGAUAUUUAGAAAAAUAUAAGUGAAGGUUAAGUAAAUAAAUAAAGGUAUAUUAAGGCAGUAGAAUAAAUUGCUUUUCAUAAACUUAGCAACAGUUAAAAAGAUUUUUAAGGAUUUAGCUAUGAUUAUUAAUUUAAGCCCAUCCUGAAAUUAAUAAAAGCUGAAUUAGUAAUAAAAUUCAAAUCUUUGUCAGAAUAAUCUGACAAUUAGGAUAAAAAAAACCUGUGAAUUGCUGGUGCUUCCUUUAAUGUCCUGGUGAGAUUCAUUACUCAUUUUUGUUGAGAUUCACUUUUAACUUUUCUUAAUAAAUUUCACACUGACCAAAACAACAACUUCAUCAUUGUCAAGUUUCAAGCUUUGUAUAAUUCUUAAAGCAAAAACAAUAAAUAUCAAUGGUGUAAAGCAUACAAUCUACAAGCCAUAAGUUUAUAUUCAGAAGAGUAUAAUCUGUGCUGAAUAUGUACAGAAAAACAUAAUAAAGAGCACAGGCAGAGGGAUGGGGGUAGCAUAGUACAAAUUAAAAAUAUUGUAGCAGUAGAAAAUUUACAACAAUAUACUUAAAGUAUGUGUACUUAAAAUUACUUCCCAUAAGCACACUAUUUAAGUUGUAAAUAUAAUCUGAUAUUAGGCCCAAGCCUUUUCCAGCAUAAAAAUUUGAUGACAAACAUACUUUGAGUCAUAUUUUGCACACCUUUUGAAUACCAUAAGGAGUUAUAUCACUAACAACAAUUGAAAAGGUACUGAUAUGUACAGUAUACUAUUAGUAAGAAGGAAUUACAAAUUUAAAAAUGUUCUAAUACUUAUUUGUAUAAAUGAAAGGAGCUCGAUGGUGCAGGUGGUUAGCGCGUUUGGCUGCGAUUGUUGAAGAUAUGCAAUUUUCGCAGUGGUCGGUCAUUGGAUGGGUGACCAAAAAAUUUUCUAUUUUGAGUUUCCCAUGCUUCGGAAGGCACGUUAGGCUAUUGGUCCUAGCUGCAUCUGCAGUCAUUGGCACCCGCCAAUCCGCACUGGGCUAGCAUCGUGGGUCAUGGCCCAAUCUCACUUUUCCAUCAAUAGGGAAGGCCUGCGACCCAGCAGUGAGGACAUUAAUAGGUUUAUGAUGAUGAUAAAUAUAAGUUGUAACCCCCCUUGCGAUUAAUAGUUCAAUACCCUUCCGAUGAGUCUAUUGAGGUAGAUCUGGCAUCCGAGUACUUUUUUAAUUUUAUUUCAACCUCAUAUUGUUUUAAUACAAUUUUUGUCUUAUUAGUCCUUUAUCUAUCUAUAUCAUCAACCUUUAUUUUUUAAUAUGACAAAGUUAAAAGUGGAUUUUUCAUAUAGACAGGGGAAAAGAAAAAUCACUUAAUAAACACCACUUUAGUAAACUCUACAUAAACAAGGAUCAAAGGUUUCUUGGCUUUUCACAAAAAAUAAAACAUUAAUAGAGCGUAAGGGCCAUUGGUUAAAAAAACACCAAAAUUUAUGUUGCUUUAGCAUUGUGAACAAUAAAAAUCUUUUGAGUUGCUUAAGCGCCAAAAGAGUACUCAAAUCACCACUAAAUAUAAACAGAUUGACGCAGAAAAAAAACUGAUUCAAAUGAUGUAUAUAACUCAUUUUCAACCAGAGGUGUAUAAGCGAUUUUGCUUUUCCAUUGUCGAUAUACUUUUUUAUAAAUCAUUAGAUUUACAUUUUCUGACAAUAAUAUCACUUUUUUUCUGAUUUAUUUGUUUAUUUAAAUAAAUACAAAUAAACUAUGCAACUUAAAAUUUAUUCACUUUGUAUUUAAAACUAAUUGAUAAUUUAUAAAUUAAAUUAUCUAAUAAUAUUGAAAACCUGCACACACAAUUGACUAAUCCCAGAGUCGAAAUGAACUAAAUUGUUUACUAGAAGAAUAUUUAUCAGUUUUAUUGCUUGGUGUGAUGUUAAGAUCUUAAAGGAAUUCGAUAAUAUCGAACUGAAGACAGGUAUUUUGAAACUAAAGAUGUAAAAUUAUGUAGGACUAAAUAUCGUAUUUAACAUUAGAAAUUGGACUUCAGAAACUUGUACUUUUUACCUUUAAAUAAUUUAUGAUAACAUUUCUACUUACAGUAUGAAAUGGCUGCAAAGGUGUGACAUUGAAACAAUCAAUAAGUAUGAACUUAUUUACUUCUAGUAAAGCAGAAUACGUAGUAGAGAUGAUUUUUAAAGUAAUUCAAAAUUGUCUUUUGCAGUGUAAAAAAGACAUUUCCUCUGUAAACAGUGUUUUUGAUUCGAUUUAAUUCAUUUCAUGCCAAGAUUGCUACAAAUCAACAAGCAAGUGUCAAGUCAACAACAAAAAAUGACUUCAUGUCAUGACUGACAUUGACACCUUCAAUUUGCCAGAUGAUUUGUGUGACCUUCAAAAAUAUUACAAAUCUGCCGAAUUAUUUUACAAUAUGCCAAAAUUUCCUGUUUAUUGUUCACAGUCAUAAUUUUUGACAUUCAAAGGAUUUCGUUUUCAAAGGAAUUAUUUCUUAUAUUCAACAACUUGAAAUAAUUGACAUUUCUUGUUUAUUUAUUCUAAUGCUACAAGAUUUGCUUCAAAUUCUUCAUAUUCCUUGAUUAUCACAACACAACACAUGUUCCAUUUAUUUUUUCGAUAGCUUGAAGGAGACACUACUUCGUGCCAAAACAGCUUGGCAGCUGGUUUUAUACUUGAAUUUCCAAAUAGAGAUUUAUAGAAUACAGAACUCCGUUCAAUACCAAUGUUGAGUGCAACUUUUUAACUUGCGGUCUAUCCGCUAACUUUUUUCACAUCUACAGUGUGUAAAUAAAGAGAAAAUUUUAUAUCCAUCGAUGCUUUUCAGAACAAGUAUAUUAGUGGCAUUAGAAUAAAACAGUAGAGGAUUACUAAAUAGCUCGGUGAUUACCACUUUCAUCUGUAAAAAGCUGUAAGCGAAUAAGCCCACUUGACGUUUAAAUUUUGACAUAAAAUGUAUGAAAAAUAGGUUACUGUUCGACGCAGCCCAGUACUUUACGACCAUUGUUACUUGCUUGUUUUUUAUUGAAAUACCAAAAUGGUAGAAAUUACUCUUUAAUGGUCACAUUGCGGAUGGCAUUAAUAUACUUUUUAUUUCUCCAAAUGUAGGAAAAGGAAAAUCAAAUUAAACAGAAGGAAAUAAAGUAAAGAACUUGUUUUCUAAAGUAAAGUUCAUCCAUGGGUUAACCUUUCAAUGUCAGAGAUGUCAAACUCCCAGUACCUACUCUGGGCUUCUGAAGUCAGCUCAUUUCAGUAGAAAAUGAUAAAUAUAGUUCACUGAGGUUUGUUAAUUGAAAUUUUUAGGUUCCUAUUAAUUGGAAAAAAUCUUAGCAAACUUACGGUAUCACGUAUGCUUGCUUUGUUCUAUGCUACUGCUCAUAAAAUGAUUCGCCAAGGAAGUAUAGAUGAUAUAAAUGCACAGCAAUUUUUGAAAGUCUCAAAUUAUGAGGAUACAGUGCGACAGUUGGACAUUUAUUAUGCCAUUGUAAAAAGACAGCUGUUGCGGUUUCAAAGCCCUAUCACUGGGUUAUUUCCAGUCCUUUCAUCAGAUCUCCACAUUGGUAGUGUUAGAGACAGCGUAUACUGUGCAGCUGCCGUAUGGGGAUUAUAUCAAGCCUAUAGACGUAUUGACGAUGACCGUGGUAAGUCGCACGAGCUUGGACAGAGCACAGUGAAGUGCAUGCGAGGCAUACUUGAGUGCUGGGUAAAGCAGGCGGCGCGCGUAGAAGCGUUUAAGACACGGCAAAGUGCGGCCCACGCACUCCAUGUCAAGUUCCAUCUGACCACUGGCGAGCCUGUAUUAUCAGAUGACCAAUACCAUCACCUUCAAAUAGACGUUGUCUCCCUCUAUCUGCUGUUUCUGGUACAAAUGAUCACUUCGGGACUGCAGAUAAUUUAUACACAGGAUGAAGUGGCAUUUGUUCAGAAUCUAGUAUAUUAUGUGGAACGUGCCUAUCGAACACCAGAUUAUGGAAUGUGGGAAAGGGGAACCAAAUACAAUGAUGGCAAACCCGAAAUACACGCUUCAUCUAUAGGUAUGGCCAAGGCAGCACUAGAAGCAAUUAACGGAUGCAACCUGUUUGGCGACAAGGGUGCAUCGUGGAGUGUCGUGUAUGUCGACAUAGAUGCUCACAACAGAAACAGGAGUAUAUUUGAAACUAUGCUCCCUCGGGAAUCGAGCUCAAAGGGUGUUGAUGCCGCUCUCCUACCAACGAUAUCUUUUCCGGCGUUUGCCACCCAUGAAGAACACCUUCUGCAGUUAACUAAAUCGAAUAUGCUGCGGCGUCUGCAAGGAAAAUAUGGAUUAAAAAGAUUUAGUCGCGAUGGAUAUAAAUGCGUUCUUGAAGACCCGACCAGGAGGUAUUAUCAAGAAGGAGAGUUAAAAGAAUUUGAUGGCGUAGAGUCUGAAUGGCCCCUAUUUUACGUGAUGAUGAUUAUCGAUGGAGUAUUUCGCACAUUGCCGGAACAAGUAGAAGAAUAUCAGAGAUUGUUGAAAGCAAGAAUAUACAUGGAUGAGUAUGGAGACCCAGUUAUACCUUGGUAUUAUUACGUGCCUCGCGAAUUAAUUGAUAACGAGCGUAACGAACCAAAUUCCGUUCGCAGACUGCCAGCUAGCCAACCUGGUGAAGUUGACAACGAAGACACGGGGGGCUUGUUCCUGUGGGCGCAGUCGAUGUUCGUGGUGGCGCAGCUGCUGACGGGCGGGCUGCUGCACGUGAACGAGCUAGACCCUAUACGACGGUACCUGCCCUCGUACAACCGCCCGAGGCGCGCCGGACGGUACUCCGCCUUCCAGGCCAAGCCAGCAUUUGGUAUAGCCACUGACUUAGUGGUGCAAGUCGUGUUGAUCGCGGAGUCGAUGCGACUCCAAGCUAUGAUGGGAACGUAUGGCAUACAGACGCAGACGCCUCAUGAAGUUGAACCUGUACAGGUCUGCAGUUCAACUCAACUAGUGCACGUGUACCGAGAGUUGGGCGUUUGUCCUAAACUGAAGUUAACCGGUCGACCGAUAAGACCUGUGGGUUCGCUGGGGACGAGUAAGAUAUACCGAGUGUGCGGCAUGACUGUUCUGUGCUAUCCUCUGAUAUUCGAAGUUUCCGAGUUUUAUCUGUAUCGAGAUAUGGCGCUUCUCAUAGAUGACAUUAAAACUGAACUUCAAUUUGUGGGAAAGUACUGGCGUCUCUCUGGCAGACCAACUGUCUGUUUGUUAGUGCGCGAGGAGCACAUGCGUGACCCACACUUCAAACAAAUGUUGGAUCUGUUCGCAAUGCUCAAGAAGGGCCACUGCGAUGGAGUCAAGGUGCGGCUCGGACGCUUACAAAAUCUCAUCUCUAGUUCCUGCAUGGAACAUCUGGACUUCAUGAGCCAAGGGGAGUUUCCUUCGGAGAUGUUCACUCAGUUCCGCCAGUUGGAACACGAGUAUAUCGGCUACCAGUCACUGACGGAUGUGCCGCGUACGCUGACGUAUCGUGAGGACGCGGUCUCCUUCGACGGCUACAAGCAUCGCAGCACUCCCGACGUAGUGACAGCAUUGAGAGGAACCGAUAAUAUAUUCGCUCAAUGCCAGCUCUGGGGAAUUUUACUGCAGCGGGAGGGACCUAUGUAUGAGGUGAACGGCAACACAGCGCUGGAUUCUCUAAAGUCGUUGUACCAUAGCGCGGGCGUACUGCGUCACUGGCGCGCGGUGCGCUACUGCUCCUCCCUACUCAACCACACCGUCGACUCCAUCAGCCCGUUCAUCACCACCGUGCUCGUCAACGGGAAGCAGCUUACGGUGGGAGUUAUCGGUCAGAAGGAGACGGUGUUCGACAAGCCCAUGACCCCCGGAGAGAUACAGUCCGUCAUGUACUCUACCAUACAGCCGUAUGACGUCAUCGGCGCAGUAUUGCAACAGGAGAUAGUGCUGUACUGCGGUCGCCUGAUCGGCACCAAUCCGGACAUGUUCCGUGGAAUCUUGAAGAUCCGCGUGGGCUGGGUGUUGGAAGCGAUUCGCAUCUAUCUGGAACUGUUCCCCGGCGAGAAGCGAGCGGACGCCACGCUGGAGAGUCUGUCGCCGUACAAACUGCGCACGUUGCUGCAACACGUGCUCACUGUGUCCGACUGGGCCGAGGAAAGGGGGUUGACUCCGCUACAACGGCGUCAACUGGAAGGAUGUCUUUGCCGUGUUCCAAAACAUUUUUACAUCCAUGUUUGGGAUGUAUUACUAAAAACUCCGAAAGGAAUAACAGUUCAAGGCCACUGGAUUCCCGCAGAGCCGACUCUGGUGAACAUGUCACGUUCGGAGUUAUCGUUCGCGUUACUGGUAGAGGAAGCUCUGGUACGCGUGGCUGCGGCGCGGCGGCAACUGUGCGUGGAAUUGCUGUGUGUCGCCGCCGCCGUGCUGCGUCGCAACCCCGAGCUUACCCUCUCGCACGCCCUCGACCUCGACCGCCUGCUGGACGACGCGCAUCACACCUAUGCCAAGGACAGCGGCCUGGCGGAGGUGUCGGACGAGGCACUGAGCAACGCGCCGCCCGCAGUGUCGGUGGGGUACCUGGCGCGCGCGGUCGUCAACAGCGUGUUGCACGCCGCCGCCGCCCCACACUUCCUGCCGGCCGCUAGCUCAUCGGCGCAACCUUCCUGCCUGCUAUCAUAACGCGCCAUCUCUCGAUGCGUCAACAACGCGCCAUCUCUCGAUGCGUCAACAACGCGCCAUCUCUCGAUGCGUCAACAACGCGCCGCCCGCAGUGUCGGUGGGGUACCUGGCGCGCGCGGUCGUCAACAGCGUACUGCACGCCGCCGCCGCCCCACACUUCCUGCCGGCCACUAGCUCGCCGGCGCAACCUUCCUGCCUACUCUCAUAACGCGCCUGCUCACGAUGCGUCAACAACGCGCCGCCCGCAGUGUCGGUGGGGUACCGUAUAAACUCACUAAACUGUCGACAACGUACCUACUCAUUUUUUUUUAUAUAAUCGGGCAAUCAGUUAGCUAAAGUUCAUGAUAUUACCGAAUGCCGAUAUAGGGUUGCAACAGCCACCAACCUGAUAAAAUUAUCAUCAAAGGAAAGUUUAUUUUUUACCACAAUAACACAACACUAUCUUAACCAAUCUUUUAAGUGGUGUUGUCUAUGACUCCAUGGAGGUUGGAGAGAAGUAGAACGAUCGCUACGUACUAAAGCAUUAGCCCGCUGGACCCUGAAAAGUUUUAAAAGGACAAUGUUAAAAUUGGCCUAAGAACCAACACCAAUUUGGCAUUUAUGAUAAUUCUUAAUAUAUUUUUUGGGAUAAUUAUCAGUAUUUAGAUUGUGACGGACUUAAAAAGUUAAAAAAUAAUCUGAGACAAUAAAUACCAUUUUAUGUGUAUAAUCUAUUACAGCGCUGCAAACAAAACACUAUUCUUCCUAAUGCCGGCACUUCACUUGGCUAUUCGUAUUUGCUGUUUUUUAACAUGACAUCAGUCUGUCCUUUUCAUUCCUUAUUAAGCAUGACAAGGACAAACUGUUGUCAAGUGAAGGGCCGGCAUAAAACUCGAUACUCUGUGGUUGUGGUGCAAGCAGGCAGUUUGCAUUCGUAGUAAUCUGUGGCAUGUGUGCAUUCCAAAGGGUAGAUUAUUAUACAAGACAGUGCAUUCUCGUUUCAUAUUACCUGUUGUGUGUGUUUAUUUGCGAUUGUUUUUCCUAUAAUUUAACUAUUUUGGCUAUCUAAUAUGCCCUCGAUGUUACCAAAGAGUUAACUUAUUACCAAGUGCUAGUGAACCUGUGCCACAACAUCCUGAGAGGAUCAUACUGCCAAAUUAUUCAAGAACACCUGAUACACCUUCACGCUGCAUAUUUACACAAUAUACACGUGAUAUAUAAAUUAAUACAAUAUGAUACAAUUAUAUGAAAAAUAGUCAAUAAAUAAGAAGCAUAACUACAGUUUUUAUUUUAUUCAUGAUUCCUACCUAUCCAAGGUUUCUAAUAGUUAAAUUCUUUAAAAUCGCACCGGAUAAAAUGAAUUAGUUGUAAUAUUAAUUCACUUCAUACUAAGUUCAUAGGUUGACCUAUGUUUCAUUGAAUAUUAAACAUAACCUCAAAAAACAUUUAGUUUUCCUAAUAAUUUAAGUUCUCAGAAGUGUCCGUCAAUAAUCUUUGUUUUUACAGUCAUUUACUUACGAUUUCGAACCUAGAAAAUAAUAUUUCAUGGUUUGGUAUUGUUGGUUCUUAGGCUAACUAUGUAUGGACGCUGAACAAUGUCCUUUAUAGUUUCAGACACCAGCCGCGCUGCCGUCGGUAAGUAGUAUGUGUGAAGUUAGCUGUUUAUGAGUACAAGUACAUGAAGUUAGUUGAAUAUUGUACAAAUUUUCUUCGCGGCAUUGGUCAUUGCAAAUUAUCCCGCUUUUAUUGAGACAACUUAGCGAUCGCGGCGCUUCACUUAUUUUGUCCAUAUUUCUAGGACACUAUUUUCUACAGCGAUCGUUCUCCUUAUCUCUAACCUCCAUGAGUAGGGGGAUCGCGUCAAGGUAGGUAACGCAUGUGUGAUACUUAAGUUAUGUAUUGCUUAUGUAUGCUGGCCGUUUUAUGACCUGCCCUUUAGUAAACCAUAGCCUAGGAUGUUUGCAAUGUAAGAUGGAUGGAUGGAUGACGCCUACUCUUGACUCCUUUGAUUACCCUGUAAAGCUCUGGGUAUGAUUUUGUAAACUAUCAUUUUUUGUGUUAUUGUAGAUACAUUGUUAAAGUAAUUUCCAUAAAUAUAUUUGUAAAAUAGUAGAAAACCUAUUUUGGCCAAUAUAAAAUAUUUGUGCCAUUGUAUUUGUAUGUUAAGGCCAUUUCAAAUAGAUGUUCCUCUUUCGGCAAAUGAUUGAUUUGGUCUUUAUUUUUUAAUAAAAUGUUGAUAUGAUAAGUAUGAUUUUAUUUUAUACAAAACAAUCACAAUCAUCCACAUGUAACUUGUAAAUCCUGGAAUCACACAAACAUUUGUUCAUAUCGCAUUACUCAAAUUCACUACUUAAAAUAAAUUAUCUGGCAAUGUGCACUAUAGUCCAUUGUAUAUUUUAUUAUUUGGUGACUGUUUGAGUAUUUUCCGCAAUGCUGAAACAAAAAAUUGUAUAUAAGCAAUAUGUUAACUUCUUAUAAAUUUAAAAUAGUAAGUUUAGUUUAAAAAUAAACUCACCUUCUUUAUCUUCAUCGGUAAAGUCUUGUUUAGGGAAAUCAAUAUCAAAUGUGACAUAUAAAUUACCGUGGAGGUUAUUAUUUUCGAAAUUAGGCAUGCCUUCACCCUUCUUACGAACACGUGCACCUGCCCAUGUGACUUUAUCCCGAGAAACUGUUACUUUAUGUCCAUCUAAGUGCAUCAAGUCAAGUGUGAAACCUGUCAAUGCAUCCUGGAAAAAAAAUUAUUACGUAUUAAUUAAGACGCAAAGCAAAAAUAUGCUAAAAAACCUGACAUCCUUUUUUAGCUGUAGCAAAGAGCAUAUUGCUACAGUUAACAGAAAUUUUGGAAUAUGAAUAAUUAUUAUUUUUAUACAAACCUGUAAUGAUAUAGUGACAUUAGUAUACAGAUCAUCACCUCUUCGUGUGAACUGUGGAUGUCUUUCAGUUCUGAAAACAAUGACUAGAUCUCCAGGCUCUCCAUCUACAUGGGGUUCACCUUCCCCUCUUAACCUAGAUUUGUGACCGUCGGGAGCCCCAACUUCUACCUAAAAUGUAAGAAAAAUUAUUACAGACAAUAUAAUAACAUACAUUUGCAAAUUCUAGAAAAUCUACCUUUAAUACUAUCACAUUUUGAUAAUACAUUGUAACAAAUUUUCUGAUUUAUCCUACUAAUAUGCAUAUAGUUUAUGACCUGGAUUGAGACAUUUUUUUCCAGAAAAAUGUUCGGUUCCUGUGUGAUUUUAUCAAAAAACUAAAGAUAAUCCAGAAUAACUUGUGGGUGGCCACUAGUGCCUAUAACAAUAGCCCAAGCAAACUGAUUUUUUUCUAUUUUUAUUUUCAAGUAGAAAGUUGGACUGGCAGCUUUCCUAUAGUUUUGUGGUAACAAUAUGGGUUUCAGAUAGGAAUAUAUAACUGUUAAUAUGGUAUUGCAUCUAUGAUCUCUGCCAAUCAUAAGGAAAACAUUAAAUGUAGUUUUUUUUAAAUAUAAUUACCUCGAUUUCUAAUAAUCUUUCUUCAUUAACAAACUUUACGUUUGGACAUUCAUCACAAACAGUCUGCUGCAUCAUUUGAAAGCGCCCUGGUCCAAGAUUGCGAGUCACCAUUUCUUGUCUGCAAUUACAUUUUCUUGUGCCCGAAGACGGUUUGAUGACUGGUUUAUUGCGAGUUAUCUAAAAGUUGCAGAAAGUUAUACUUCAAUUUUGACAAAUAGUAGAAACCGUAGUAUGCAAUCAGAGUUUAAGGGACUCCUAUUCUGUACUUCCAGGGCCCAAGAGGUUAUACUUGAAUUUUUUUGUAGCAGGAAAGGUGUCUAUUAACUAAGUUUUUGUUCUGGCGCCUCGGCGGUCGCUGCCGCGGCACGCUCGCUUUGAUCGCUCGGCGCACGCGUUAUGAUCACAACACUAACCUAACCUACUGUGAAGGAUCGCCACUUGGGCCCUGGAAGCACAGGUUACCCAAGCACUAUCAUAAGGAAACUACUUACUUCUAUAAAGUUACCAUUAUAAAGUUCUUCUAAUGAAACUGUUAGUUCCAUCACAACAUCCGCCCCUCUUGGAGUUUCAUGUUGUUGAGGUUCACCACCAAAAUGAAAUCCAAAAUCACCAAAGAAACUUGCGAAGGGAUCAUUAUUGUUCAUCAUGCCAUCUUUUUUGAGACAGUCUUCACCACAACGAUCAUACAGCUCGCGUUUUUCAGAGUCGGAAAGAGCUUCAUAUGCGGCACCAAGAUCUUGAAAUUUCUGUGAAGCAUCAGGGUCGUCUUGGUUUUUAUCUGGAUGUAGAGCUUUUGCUAAUUUUCUGUAAGCUUUUUUAAUUUCAUUCGUACUUGCUGAACGCGAAACACCUAAUAUAAGAUAAAAGUCGCGACCGGCUAGUGUUAGAACCAGGGCUGAGGUAAAGUAAAUUAAACAUAAGACUGCAGUAUUAGAGAACAUAUUUUCAAAAUUGUAGGAACUUAUACACUGAGGAAGUAUUAAUUUAAAUUAAUAGCAAAACUGAACUCCACACAUUUCAACUCGACUUUUGACGUAUGAAAGAUUUGUCAAAAUAGGCGUAUUGAAAGCAAAUUCGUCACACUGCAAUUGGUUCACGUUUAACUACUACACAAUCUAGACGAGAAGUACAUACCAUACAUUAAUGGAAAUAAAGACUAAAUUUGCUUAAAUAAAAAAUGACCAAUAAGAAACAGC
This is a messenger RNA of Chilo suppressalis (striped riceborer), 14471 nucleotides long. NCBI's taxonomy places the organism in Eukaryota, Metazoa, Arthropoda, Insecta, Lepidoptera, Crambidae. The record is from the annotation of a GenBank genome assembly.